GUUCCCACCUCUUUACCAGUUACUACUAGAGAAAUAAGGUUUGGCUUGAUUUUAGGGUAUGAUGGCAUCUACAUCCACAUUUCGUUGGCCGAUGUGGGAGCUCUCGACCGUGUCGUCGUGGCCAGGGACGUUGGCGUCGUACAUAAGUCCUCGGUGGUCCCCACGGAGGUUACUAAGGUGGUCGGGGAUGAUGAGCGUGUCCAUUGUCGACGAGUUGGUGUGGAGAGUCGUGACGGCGUUUGAAUCUGUGGCUCUCGUUUCCAUGCUCUGUUUUUUCUUCUUGUUCUGUGGCUGCACCAUCUGAUCUGAACCCGUUGUUGUUGCGGCAGAGACAAUCCAUCUGACUGCGCCUUGUCACACCCAAUCUUCUUUCCCCUUUUCUCCCAUUUUCAAUUUUGCUAUGCGUCUUAAAUGUGUAUGCCUUUUUUUUCUGUAAUGUAAAUUUUGUCUAAUGCUAUUAGAAAAAUAGAACUAGAAAGACAGUGCCUGAACAAGGUUAUAGUUUUUGCUGCUAUUGUGAAUUGUUCUCUCAAAAUUCAUAUCUCUACCUUUCUGGGAUUUCCAAUGUUAUACCGCGAUGCAUUUGGCGUUAGCUCUGAAUUGAGCAUGUUUAAGCUCUUUUAUUCUGUGUGUAUGUAUACAAAAAGAGUAGAGAAUAGAAUGGGAUUUGAAUUUGUCACAA
This is a messenger RNA of Glycine soja, 682 nucleotides long. RefSeq lists its product as uncharacterized. The transcript has a single exon. The coding region runs from base 59 to 304 and encodes 81 amino acids. The record is from RefSeq and is a predicted model, not a curated record. Lineage: Eukaryota; Viridiplantae; Streptophyta; Magnoliopsida; Fabales; Fabaceae.